Molecule: messenger RNA, 1215 nt
Organism: Emericellopsis cladophorae
Lineage: Eukaryota; Fungi; Ascomycota; Sordariomycetes; Hypocreales; Bionectriaceae
Exons: 13
Coding region: 1-1215 (404 amino acids)
Source: RefSeq, a predicted model, not a curated record
AUGAUCGGCCAAGUUCGAGUUCCAUAUGCCGAUGGCAUGACAGAGGGCCAAGGUUACAACUCCUACCUACAGCAAACUUGCGUGCACGAUGCCGUGACCGUUGAGGCGACAAAUAACCCAGACACCCCCAUGAAUCUCGUCUAUGAAUCGAGCGAGAUCAAGGACUACAACGAACUUUUGCAGACACUCGAUAUCAGUGCUGGUGCGGGAGUUUCUGGGUGGGGAACAGAAUCUAAAAUUGACUCCAAGUUUCUCGACAAGACAGAGAUAAAGAAAAGUCUGCUCACCUAUAUAGUCAAGGUGGAUGCUCAGCGUCAGCCGAGCGCAACAUCCAAGUAUGAAUUCAACUGGAAAGAGACCUCCGAUCCUCGAGGCAAAUACGGCGACCGAUUCAUCUCCGAUUUUGUCAAGGGCGGGGCCCUCUUUGCUCGCGUUUCUAUCAUCACCAAUGAGAAGUCAACAUCACAUGAGCUUCAGGUCGCGGCCAAGACUGCUUUCCCGGUUUACAGUGCCAAUGCGGAAAUUACUUCUGAAGUAAAGCAAAGCAUGGAGAAAAUCCAGAAAAGCUCCGAGGUCAAAAUUUAUCUUCACUACGUUGGAACUCCGACCGAGAUGCAGGCGAGCGAGGGGGCGGACAAUAACAUGCUGCGCCUCAAGCAGGUUGCCGACGCUUUUUACAAUAGUGCUCCGAAGCAUACUUACAAGCGAUUUGCGCUGUUGGAAAGAUAUACCAACAUUCCCAACUUCAACAACGAAUUUCAGCCACUUGACUAUGCCGAAGCCAAAGAUCGAAGCUGGGCCGUGUUUAGCGACUUUACCGAGUGCUUGGUCAUUCAGAAAAUGCUUCGGGCGAUUGACUCGAACCAUUAUACAAGUGGUAGAACGGGUCGUGAUCAACUCGACACCAAGCUCAGCACACAACUGCAGGUCUAUCGAAGCUGGGUCGAGAAGGUUAGCAAAACGCCGAAGGAGGCUACGUCGCCGCCUGACAACGACCCGAAAGCUCUUCAGACCGAAGUACUACGUGCUGUCAAGAAGACAAAAUUCAUCGCUCAGUCCAUUCGUUUCACCAAUGGGAGAACCCACUUUAUUGAUGAUCACAUACAACCCACGGCUACCGAGCUUUUCAGUUUUGAAGCCUAUGACUUUGACCAGGUUAUGUUCACCACAAAGGUCAUCUUUGGUAAAGCAAACAAGCCAGCUAUGGGGAUUUGA